Pyricularia grisea is the source of this 1644-nucleotide messenger RNA. RefSeq lists its product as uncharacterized. The transcript has 3 exons. Lineage: Eukaryota; Fungi; Ascomycota; Sordariomycetes; Magnaporthales; Pyriculariaceae. Gene Ontology annotation, biological process: transmembrane transport. Gene Ontology annotation, molecular function: transmembrane transporter activity. The coding region runs from base 1 to 1644 and encodes 547 amino acids. The record is from RefSeq and is a predicted model, not a curated record. Gene Ontology annotation, cellular component: membrane.
AUGGCUGAUCCUAUCAACAAAGACGCCAUCGCGGCCGAAAGCGCCCAGAUAGAGUCCGCCUCUCCCGACAAGCCCACCGCGAUACACACAGACGAUGCCAUCCGUCCGGCACCAAGACUGCCCAAGGGCAUGGACAAGGCCGAGCAGUUCCUCAAGGAGGCCGGGCACAGCGUGACGGUUACGGUGGGCAACAACCGACGCGUGGUGCGGCUCAUCGACAUGCGGCUGCUCCCCAUCCUGCUGGUGGUCUACAGUCUGCAGUCGCUCGACAAAAAUACCCUGUCGUACGCCGCCGUCUUUGGCCUCGUCGAUGAUGCCAACCUCGUCGGCGAUCAGUACAGCUGGCUGGGCAGCGUCGUCUACGUCGCCCAGCUCGUCUUCCAACCCCUCGUGGCCUACCUGCUCGUCGUCAUGCCCGUCGGCAGGUUCAUGACGGUCAUGGUGUUUUGCUGGGGCGUCAUCCUGUGCGGCAUGGCCGCCGCCCACAACUUUGCCGGCCUCAUGAGCGCGAGAUUGAUGCUCGGCAUCUUUGAGAGCACCGUCGCCCCGGCCUUUGUCGCCAUCGUGCAGAUGUGGUACCGCCGCCGCGAGCAGACCAAGCGAAAUGCAGCCUGGUAUGCCAUGUUGGGCAUCGUCAACAUGAUUGGUAGCCUGUUGACGUACGGCCUGGGUCACAUCCAGACAGAGGCGCUGCACUCGUACCAGAUCAUCUUUUUGUUCUGUGGUGGCUUGACGGUUGUGUGGUCUGUUGUUAUGGGCAUCUUCAUGCCCGACUCUCCCAUGACGGCCAAGUUCCUCAAGGGUGACGACAAGCUCAUCGCUGUUGAGAGACUGCGCAUGAACCAGCAGGGUAUCAGCUCGGGAGUCUGGAAGUGGGAGCACGUUUGGGAGUGCAUGUUGGACCCCAAGACGUGGCUUUGGUUCUCUACCAUGUUUAUCAUUUCCGUCCCUAGCGGUGGCAUUUCAACCUUUGGCCCCCUGAUAAUCGGCUCCUUUGGCUACGACCGCUUCACCACGAUCCUCUUCAACAUCCCCUUUGGCGCCAUCCAAAUGGUGGCCACCCUGGGCGGCGCUUGGCUCGCCGACAAGAUCAAAAUGAAGGGCCCCGUGCUGAUGCUCCUCUGCAUCGGCCCCAUCGCCGGCUGCGCCAUCCUGCUAGCGACUACCCGCGAGGCUGCGGACCGGGGGCUGAACCUGUUUGCCUACUACAUCAUCUCCUUCUACCCCGGAAUCUCACCCCUCAUCUACUCGUGGUCGGGCCAGAACACGGGCGGCGACACCAAGCGCAAGGUGACGACGGCCAUGAUCUUCAUCGGCUCCAACGCCGGCAACAUCCUGGGCCCCUUGCUCUUCACGACCGAGGAGAAGCCCGGCUACAGGAGGGGCCUGCUGGCAAACCUCAUCAUGUUUGCCCUCCUCAUCGUCCUCUUUGGCCUGGGCAUGCUGCUCAUGAAGUACCUCAACAGGAAGCACACGGCUCAGCGCGUCGCGCUCGGCAAGCCAGAGGUCGUCAUCGACUACAGCAUGGCCGACACCAGCGCCACCAUGAGCGAUGAUGACCCGAUCAAUGACGAGUCGGUGGGCGAGAGGGGUUUCGAGGACACGACGGAUCUGAAGAAUGAGGACUUUAUUUAUGUGUACUAA